This is a messenger RNA of Solanum tuberosum (potato), 1518 nucleotides long. Its product is annotated as probable tRNA (adenine(37)-N6)-methyltransferase. Bases 204 to 1292 code for a protein of 362 amino acids. NCBI's taxonomy places the organism in Eukaryota, Viridiplantae, Streptophyta, Magnoliopsida, Solanales, Solanaceae. The record is from RefSeq and is a predicted model, not a curated record. The transcript is spliced from 3 exons.
CAAAAACACGUGCCAAUCACGUGACUAUCCCUCCAAACUCCCCUGUUUCGUCCCCUUUUCAAAACUUAAAAAAAAAAACUGAACUUUUCUUUCAGUCUCAACUCUUUUUACGCCAUUAAAACUGGAAAAAGCUAUGGUUUUGACACAAUUUGUCUUUCCUCUGCUGUAGCUGCGCUUCAUGAAACAAAGGUCGUUAUUUUUUCAUGGCGGCAACCAAGUUGCUUACAAUCUCCAUAGCACUUGCUGCUCUUUCUGCAUCAGCAGCAGCUAUAGGUGUUGUGUUUUGGAGAAGAAAGACAAGGGCAGAUGAGGAGAAAAUACGAGAGUUGGAAAGAUCUUUGAAGGCUGCAUUGCAAAACUGUGGUGCUGAGAGGCAAGGCCGCAUUAGAGCUCAACAGGCAUUGAGGAAAGUUGCCAACUCAAAUGAUUCUAAUAAUUCAUAUCCUUUGACACCUAUUGCAAUCACUCGGUCAUGCUUCUCCACGAGGAAUGGGACUCCGAGGCAACCUUUGGUUGUACCACUUGCUAAAGCAUGUCUAGUAUUUGAUCCAACUCGAGUUCCACCUGCAUCUCUUGAAGGUCUUGAAGGCUAUUCACAUUGUUGGAUAAUUUAUGUGUUUCAUCUAAAUACGGAUCUUGACAAGUUAUGGAAACAUCCAUCGCGGUCUAAGUUCAAGGCAAAGGUAAGAGUACCAAGGCUGAAAGGAGAAAGGAUGGGGGUCUUUGCGACAAGAUCUCCUCAUCGCCCAUGCCCUAUAGGCCUCACUGUUGCAAAGGUUGAUAUUGUGGAUGGGAAUAAAGUUUUCAUUUCUGGUGUUGAUUUAGUUGAUGGAACUCCCGUCCUUGACAUCAAGCCAUAUCUUCCAUACUGUGAUAGCAUCCCUGGUGCAAUGGUCCCCGAUUGGGUAAAGGCGGAUAAUAUGUUAGCUAUAACAUCUGUUAGCUUCUCUCACGACUUCUCUGCCUCUCUGAACCAUUGUUGGUCAAGAAAAAUACAGAAGAAGAAGAAAACCGAGAUAUCACUUUAUACAUCUCCUACUGAAUUUCAAAACUUAAUUCAACAAGUGCUGUCAUGGGACAUACGAUCAGUAUCUCAGAGAAUUCGACCUCAUAAGACUGAAAAUAGCAGCAUGAAUAAUGCAACGCUUGAAGAUGACGACAGUCAAGAGGAAGUUCAUUUUUCUGAUGAUAUUGUUUACCACCUUAUUUUGGAAGGCCUCGACACCUCCUACAAAAUUGACUAUGACGGCAAUGUUCAUGUCAAAAAGAUUGAACCUUGUACUGCAAACUGAAGCAAGUUAUGGUUUGAAUUUUUUCAUGUUGUAGUUUUAUCUGCUGUGAUAUGAAUUAUGUAGGGUACUGCUGGUCUAAACCAACCCUGUUUUUGGAGUUUUACAAAUCAUGGCUUCCGCGAUAUUACUUUCGUUAUGCAGCUACCAGAUAAUUGAUCCUGGUAGUGAUAAUUUUGCAGUAAUGUAGACAUGUAUGAGUCUGUAAUAUUGUUACCAUUGUCUUCCA